Molecule: messenger RNA, 372 nt
Organism: Candidula unifasciata
Lineage: Eukaryota; Metazoa; Mollusca; Gastropoda; Stylommatophora; Geomitridae
Source: the annotation of a GenBank genome assembly
AUGGUGGAUGCAGACGUAAAGACAAAAUGUUUUAUUUCAGAGAAGAAACAGCCAUAUCUGUACAUGAAAGUUUCACUAACCAUAGAUGGUGAGGAUGUUGGCCAGUUAACUCCAGUACAGUACAAGUAUUUAAUUAUGCAAGCUUUAAAAGAGACACUUGGCCAGAUUGGUGCUAGCUACACAGUUGAUCUGCUCAAGCUAUCCAGUAAUGGAGUAGCCCUACUAAGACUACCAAGAGGAUAUUCAGACAAAUUGUGGGCCGCCCUAACUAUGUAUGGAGCUACACCUGCCAAGAGACGAUGCGCUUUCAGAGUAUUACAGGUUUCCCCAUUUCUGAUGGGUUUAGUGGUUGAUUCAAGAUGGCAGCAGUGA